Molecule: messenger RNA, 580 nt
Organism: Gambusia affinis (western mosquitofish)
Lineage: Eukaryota; Metazoa; Chordata; Actinopteri; Cyprinodontiformes; Poeciliidae
Product: guanine nucleotide-binding protein G(I)/G(S)/G(O) subunit gamma-7-like
Exons: 3
Coding region: 185-394 (69 amino acids)
Biological process (GO): G protein-coupled receptor signaling pathway
Cellular component (GO): heterotrimeric G-protein complex
Molecular function (GO): G-protein beta-subunit binding
Source: RefSeq, a predicted model, not a curated record
UAUCACAGAGGCUUUGAACUCCUCACAUCAGCGAAUAAAAGAACGCACACGGGUCAAAAUGCAAAGCCAGGAGCCCAUCUGAGCGGACUUUGCCACACUACCUGGACAGACUUUUGCAUCAAGUUAAAAUAUUACUCUAAAUCAUUUCUUUAUAGGACAUUGUGUUUUGGCAAUAUCAGGAAAGAUGUGCAGCAGCAGCAACAGCAUCAUCCAGGCCCAAAAACUGGUGGAUCAACUCCAAAUUGAAGCAGGCAUGGAAAGAUUCAAGAUCUCCCUCACAGCAGCGGAUUUAGUCCAAUAUUGUCAGGAACACAGACGCAGCGAUCCUCUGCUAACCGGCAUAUCGGCUUCGUCCAACCCUUUCAAAGAUAAGAAGACCUGUGUACUACUCUGACACCAGAAGAUCCAUGCCACAAGACAGAAAACCUAGACUGGGAGCUCCAAAGGAUUAGUUUAGACCUUUAUAUUUUGCCCGUCAUGUGUUUAUGCCUCAUCAGCAAAAAUACAUAGAAUUUCUGACACAGAAUUUUCAGGACUUUCGAUGGAAAAGUUAGUUUCGCAGACUCAUAAACAAAAGAAC